Molecule: messenger RNA, 292 nt
Organism: Rubroshorea leprosula
Lineage: Eukaryota; Viridiplantae; Streptophyta; Magnoliopsida; Malvales; Dipterocarpaceae
Source: the annotation of a GenBank genome assembly
AUGGGGUUUCCCUUUUCUACUCGAUCUUCAUGAAUUGCCCGUUACUAUGUUUUGUCUGUUAUGAUUCUUGCACAGGGAGCAAAACAAGCGCCAUUGGUUACUAUUUCGUCGGGACUGUGCAGAGGAAGGAAGGAAGGAAACGGCCAGCGACCUCGUUUCGUGUCGCCAAUAGGAGGUUGCCACAAGAGCAGAUACCGUACAUAUCUGCAACACUUGCUUUGCUUUUCCGCGGGUGCUUUGUGGCAUAGUGCUGAAGCUUUUGAUUUCCCCAUAAGAAAUCAGUUUCAGUGAU